Kickxella alabastrina is the source of this 606-nucleotide messenger RNA. RefSeq lists its product as uncharacterized. NCBI's taxonomy places the organism in Eukaryota, Fungi, Kickxellomycota, Kickxellomycetes, Kickxellales, Kickxellaceae. The record is from RefSeq and is a predicted model, not a curated record. The coding region runs from base 340 to 603 and encodes 87 amino acids. The transcript has a single exon.
ACCUUACGACAACUGCGCUUUUUUUUCUUGUUUGCGGCGGCAAAGCCAUUCCGAAAAGCACAUGGUGAGCAGCUCGCCAGUUUGAAAUUUGGUGUUGGAGGCUGCUAGCAAAUGUUUCUUUUCAAGUUCCAUUAGAAAAAACAAACAAAUAAAUGAAGAGGUGCAGCAGGGAAGCGAGUGCGCUGGUUUUCUUCUGACGAGGGACACGCUUAUUUGAAUAGAGUCGACUGGUAUCUGGUUACAGGCAUUCUACUUCUGUUUUUGGGCAAUCGCCCUUAAGUACAACGCGUGGUUUUCUAAAAACAGAGUUGUGCUUGGCUGUUCACCCAUGGAAAGUAUAUGUUUUGGUUAUUCUGGUACUGGUGCAAAAUAAUGACAUGCUCAAUGUCAGUUAAUCCGACACAUGUCUUGGCUAAUUUUAUAUUUUCUGAUAUACCUCGCUACUUGCGCUACCAUUAUUUGCGGCGUUUAUUCUUAGAGUCUUCCUUGACAUUGGGAGAAAUAAGAAAGUGCGUCCAAAAGAUUGGGCACAACGGGCCGCCCUGUUAUUAUGAUUUUAUUUUUAUUUUGCGCAAAAAGAAAAAGCAAAAGCAAACUAACUGAUUU